UGAGACAUCUACAUAGUUCUAUAACAACGUGUUAAAUUCAUCAUUAUAUUAUAUUCCAUCUCACAACUCUCUUCCAACAUAAAUUCAAUGGAAAAAAGUGUGAGCUUUUCCGGCUCUCUAAACAAAUCCGCUGCAUGGGCGUGGUUGGAGCGCCGCUCCGGCCGGCCAGCGAUGGAGCUCAACGCGUCGAGGACUAAGUUCGACGCCAAACCGUCGCGGCACAAGGCGGAAGCCGUGAGAAAAUUUCAAGAAAAAUCCAACUCUACUAGCAAAAUUGAUGCUAAUUGUCCAACAAAAACUAUUCAAAGUGAAGGUUUCUACUCUCUUCUCGAUCGAUACGAGAUCGAGAGGAUUUCGAGGCAGCUUGAUCGCUACAUAGAGUCUAGCCGUGGCUGGAGCGUGGAGGCGGAAAAGGCGAAGAGCAACCACCGAGAAGCGAAGAAAGUAGCUAAAGGAUCGUGGUUAGGAUCACACGCGCCACUGGCAUGUGGCGCGUCGCGAGAUGAGGUGGUGGAUAGGGCGAGUAUGGAGUACUCGCGGAGGCGGCGGUCGUUGGAGAAACGCCGUGCCGCGGCGGUGGAACUUGUCGGUUGCCGGCCGCGGCAGGGCAUUCGUGCCUAAUCAAGCAUAAUCUAUUUUUAGUGUUUUAAUAUUAUUAUUAUUAUUAUUAUUAUUGGUUUCAAAUCUUGGAUUUUUUUUAGUUUGUUGUGUGCGCUUUUUAUCCAUUCGAUUUAUCUCUUGUGGUGGUAAAAAUGAGAUGAGAUAAGAUGGAUAAUAGAAUGGUUGAAUUUGGAGUUUCUUUUGUCGAUGAUAUUUGUACAUUUGUAUUGAUUGGAAUAUAUCGUCGCGUGACUAUGUCCCAAAAAAUAACAUUUCGAGGUUUGAAA
Messenger RNA from Salvia splendens (bonfire salvia), 887 nucleotides. RefSeq lists its product as uncharacterized. The record is from RefSeq and is a predicted model, not a curated record. The transcript has a single exon. NCBI's taxonomy places the organism in Eukaryota, Viridiplantae, Streptophyta, Magnoliopsida, Lamiales, Lamiaceae. The coding region runs from base 88 to 621 and encodes 177 amino acids.